UUUGGGGCUUUUGGGGGCACAUAAAGAGCUAUGAAUUGUUUAAGAACAAUGUGUCACUUGCACUUGCACUUGCAUCACCGUCGUUGCUGCCAUUGACAAAGCAGAGAAUGGAUGCUCUGAGGGCUUCGUAUGGAGGAAGCUCGUCGGACGAAGAAGUGGAUACAGUGUCCCCUUCGUCAGCAUCCACAUCAACACCACAAUUCUUCGAUGAGACUGUGAGCUCUUUACCUCUGCCUCCACCGCCUCUCUCACUUCUCAAUUUUCCAAAUUCCACCUGUGUCUUGGAUGACUUGCCAAUCGAUCAGGCGACUAGGGUUCGAAGCUUUCCUCACGUUCAAGGAAACUAUGCCCUACACGUCUAUAUCCCAGUGUAUGUACCAACUAAUGCAAGGAAGGAGGUGGCCUUGUUUAUGAAGAAAAUUUCCUCACUUGUGCCUGCUCUCCAUCUGGUUGAUAUUGACAUUCCAUUGGACGUUUUAUGUAAAGAUGACCACAAACUUGAGCAAGCAUUGGCUAGAGAAUUUCACAUAAGUUUGUCAAGAACAGUGCCAAUCCGAGUGCACCAGAUUGACUCAAUAGUGACAAUGCUUCGCCAGAAGCUUCAGUCCCCAAGGCGAUAUUGGAUUGAUUUUAGUAAGUGGGAGACUUUUGUUAACGAUGAUCUUUCUCGAACCUUUUUGUCAAUGGAAAUUAUUACUGGAGGGCUAAUGGAGAUCAGAAAACAAAUCCAAGUUGUUAAUGAGGUUUAUAAGCUCCACAAUCUUCCUGAAUUUUACAAGGAAGCAAGACCGCAUAUAUCUCUUGCCUGGGCAUUAGGUGACGUUAGUCAAAUAUCGAGUCAAGCAGUUCAUAAUGAAUUAAAAAGGUCCGCAGUUAAGGAACCAUUUAAGAGAUGUAUUUUCACCACCAAAUUCAAUGGCAUCGAAUGUAAGAUUGGUAAAAAAAUGUAUAAAAUAUGUAAAUUUGCUGACGAAUGAAAAAAUGAUUGUGUGAGACAUGUUCUACAGUCUAUGCCCAUGAAAUUCUUUUUAUGUAUUUCAACUUUAGUAAUUAAAUAUCUUACUAUAGGAUAUUGCACUGUGUAUUGUCUUUGAUUUAA
Molecule: messenger RNA, 1099 nt
Organism: Cucumis melo (muskmelon)
Lineage: Eukaryota; Viridiplantae; Streptophyta; Magnoliopsida; Cucurbitales; Cucurbitaceae
Exons: 6
Coding region: 108-977 (289 amino acids)
Biological process (GO): U6 snRNA 3'-end processing
Cellular component (GO): nucleus
Molecular function (GO): 3'-5'-RNA exonuclease activity
Source: RefSeq, a predicted model, not a curated record